Molecule: messenger RNA, 459 nt
Organism: Paraglomus occultum
Lineage: Eukaryota; Fungi; Glomeromycota; Glomeromycetes; Paraglomerales; Paraglomeraceae
Source: the annotation of a GenBank genome assembly
AUGGGUCGCUUGAACAAGAAGAAACAACAUUCAGCUCGUCUUGCGGCAAACAGAGAUUCAAAAAAACAAAAUGCUGAACGUCGAAAAAAGGAACAGUCUGGAUGGUUCGAUAUCCCGAAAGCCGAAAUAACACCUGAAAUAAAGCGGCAUUUACAACUUCUCAAACUAAGAGAUGUUCUCGAUCCAAAGCGAUUCUACAAAAAGGACGAAUUAAAAGAACUGCCCACGCAUUUUCAGAUUGGUACAAUAAUCGAUGGCCCGGCAGAUCCUCCCUCUAACCGAUUGACGCGUAAAGAGAAGAAGCGCUCUGUCGUGGAUCAAUUACUGGCUGACGAGGAAGCGAAAACUUAUUACAGACGGAAGUUUUUGGAAAUUCAAGAGGCAAAGCAGAGCGGAGGAAAGAAGUUCUACAAACGUCUAAGGAACAAACAAAAACCAAGCUGGCAGAAGGGCUUUUAA